Polyodon spathula (Mississippi paddlefish) is the source of this 3116-nucleotide messenger RNA. Its product is annotated as complement factor H-like. The transcript is spliced from 18 exons. Lineage: Eukaryota; Metazoa; Chordata; Actinopteri; Acipenseriformes; Polyodontidae. The record is from RefSeq and is a predicted model, not a curated record. The coding region runs from base 56 to 2944 and encodes 962 amino acids.
UUUUACAGUUAUCUGGGAAACAUAUACAGCAAGUGGAUGAUCUAUAAAAAAAUAAAUGAAAAUGAAAUGGUUUGUAUUUAUUCUUGCAUUACUGAACUGUGCUGCCACUGUGAUUCAAGCCUGUGGAUUCCCUCCAACUUUGGAGAAUGGUUUCAUUAAUGAAGGUCAGAAACAUGAGAAAAACAAGUACUCAGAUGGAGAUGAGGUAACCUACGCUUGUCAUAGUGGAUAUAUUUCAGGAAAACGUAUCAAAAGCACGUGCAGAGAUGGCAAAUGGGACAAUCUUCGAGGAAUAUGUAGAAAAAAGCCGUGUGGUAGUCCUGGUGACACACCAAAUGGAAAUUUCCAUCUGGAGGGGGAGGACUUUGUGUAUACAGCCAAAGUUAUAUACACUUGCAAUGAAGGAUACCAGAUGUCAAGUCAAAUGAAUUACAGAAUUUGUCUUGCAGAUGGAUGGAGUAAUGAUAUUCCUCACUGUGAAGUAUUGACUUGUAUACCAGAGAAAACAGACAACAAUAUAGAAAUCAUCAGCGGAAUGUUUCAGACAGGGGAACCAAUUCCUUAUGCAAAUGCACUGCGCUUUCAGUGCAACUCUGAGCAUCUCGUACUUAGAGGUGAAGAGGAAAUAUAUUGUACAGCAAAUGGCACAUGGAGCCAACCAUUUCCUAAAUGUGAAGAAAUAACAUGUAUACCUCCAAAUAUCACACAUGGCUCAGUCCACCGACAAUCCAAGAAGUCAAUUUAUGAAAAUAACGACGUGAUUACAUUUGACUGUGAUCACAAAUAUAGGCCUGCAGAAAGAUCACGCUCAACUUGCACCAAAAGGGGUUGGAGUCCAGAGCCAAGAUGUGAAGAAAUUACAUGUGGAAUAAGUUAUAUACUAAAUGGAGAGGUCAAUACUCCCAAAAUCAAACAUCUAAUUUAUGAAGAAACAACCUUAUCUUGUAAUGAGGGAUAUGAAACUGUAAAUAAGAAAGUCAGUGAAAAAGUGACAUGUACUGAAACAGGAGAAUGGUCGAUUCCUCUUCUCUGCAAAGAAAUAACAUGCGUAAAACCCAGUAACAUACCACAUGGAAGGAUCUAUUCUUACAAACGCGAAUACAAAAUUAAUGAAGUAGAAACCUUACAUUGCAGUAACGGAUAUGAAACUGCAAAUAAGAAAGUCAGUGAAAAAGUGACAUGCACUGAAACAGGACAGUGGUCGAUUCCUCUUCUCUGCAAAGAAAUAACAUGCGUAAAACCCAGUAACAUACCAUAUGGAAGCAUCUAUUCUUACAAACACGAAUACAAAAUUAAUGAAGCAGAAACCUUACAAUGCAAUAACGGAUAUGAAACUGUAAAUAAGAAAGUCAGUGAAAAAGUGACAUGCACUGAAACAGGACAGUGGUCGAUUCCUCUUCUCUGCAAAGAAAUAACAUGCGUAAAACCCAGUAACAUACCAUAUGGAAGCAUCUAUUCUUACAAACACGAAUACAAAAUUAAUGAAGUAGAAACCUUACAAUGCAAUAACGGAUAUGAAACUGCAAAUAAGAAAGUCAGUGAAAAAGUGACAUGCACUGAAACAGGACAGUGGUCGAUUCCUCUUCUCUGCAAAGAAAUAACAUGUGUAAAACCCAGGAACAUACCAUAUGGAAGCAUCUAUUCUUACAAACACGAAUACAAAAUUAAUGAAGCAGAAACCUUACAAUGCAAUAAUGGAUAUGAAACUGCAAAUAAGAAAGUCAGUGAAAAAGUGACAUGCACUGAAACAGGACAGUGGUCGAUUCCUCUUCUCUGCAAAGAAAUAACAUGUGUAAAACCCAGUAAGAUACCAUAUGGAAGCAUCGAUUCUUACAAACACGAAUACAAAAUUAAUGAAGCAGAAACCUUACAAUGCAAUAACGGAUAUGAAACUGUAAAUAAGAAAGUCAGUGAAAAAGUGACAUGCACUGAAACAGGACAGUGGUCGAUUUCUCUUCUCUGCAAAGAAAUAACAUGCGUAAAACCCAGGAACAUACCAUAUGGAAGGAUCUAUUCUUACAAACACAAAUACAAAAUUAAUGAAGCAGAAACCUUACAAUGCAAUAACGGAUAUGAAACUGCAAAUAAGAAAGUCAGUGAAAAAGUGACAUGCACUGAAACAGGACAAUGGUCGAUUCCUCUUCUCUGCAAAGAAAUAACAUGUGUAAAACCCAGUAACAUACCAUAUGGAAGCAUGGAUUCUUGCAAACCCGAAUACAAAAUUAAUGAAGCAGAAACCUUACGUUGCAGUAACGGAUAUGAAACUGUAAAUAAGAAAGUCAGUGAAAAAGUGACAUGCACUGAAACAGGACAGUGGUCGAUUCCUCUUCUCUGCAAAGAACACAAAUGCCAACCACCUAUUAUAAGUAAUGGAUAUUUAUAUCCAGAAUAUGAAUAUUAUACAAAUGGAGCAUUGCUUUUUUAUGCCUGUGGACCUGAGCAUAAACCUAUAAUAGGAGGUACAUGGUGGAAAGUGAUAAAAUGUGUUGAUGGCAAGUGGUUGGGUGAGGCCAAAUGCAUUGAUAAAAGCUCUUGUCUCCCUCCACCAAAUAUUGAAAAUGCAAGUAAAAAAACUGAAGAAAAGGAUGUGUACAUUAACAAUGCAACUGUGGAAUAUCUUUGUCAUACCGCAUAUAAACCUGCAAAUGGAAACUUUGCAGUAUGUGUUAAUGGAACAUGGGAGUUACCAAGCUGCACUUUGCAUAAAAAGUCUUGUGGUACUCCACCAUACGUACAAUAUGCUGUGAUAACUAAUGAAGAAGAAAAAUACUAUGAAGAGGAUACAGUUACAUACGUAUGUACAAACAAUGGGUCCCAAACUCAUGGGUCCCAAACUAUUACCUGUCAAAAUGGAGGCUGGUCUCAACCACCAGAAUGCUUAAAAGGUGAAAAAACUGAGGAAUCCAAACCUGGAUCUUUCAACGAGCAACUUUCGCUGGAAUGAGAAGAGGAGGGGAAGACAUUUAAUUUAGAUUUAGAUUGUCUUCUGCAUUUAGUUUUUCUAUAGUUUUCUUUUACAGCUACAGCAUAGUAAAUACAGCCUGAAUUAUUUCUAUUUUGUGUAUAUGUCCAUCUACUAUUGUUGGCUGGCACAAUUAAAUUUCAUCUUAAAUUUA